Molecule: messenger RNA, 2320 nt
Organism: Rhodofomes roseus
Lineage: Eukaryota; Fungi; Basidiomycota; Agaricomycetes; Polyporales; Fomitopsidaceae
Exons: 6
Coding region: 191-2185 (664 amino acids)
Source: RefSeq, a predicted model, not a curated record
CUGGGGCGAGCGGGAUCUUGCCGUACACGCUGCAGCGAGAUGGCGCCGGAACGUGCACGGAAAUAUAGCACUGCGGGGGUUGAUACCAGAUAGCCAUCGCCCAGCAUCAGCUCUCGUCCACAUCGAUUCCCCCGUCUGCUGGGCCACACAUCCCGCGCACCCGUCGUCCGUCCACUCGCGAACAGCGAGCAUGUCCUACACCACCGUCCCCUUCCCAGGGGCCUCGUCGCCCAUCAUCCCGCCGAGCUCGCCGUUCCAGAUGCCCGCGACCACCAGCCCGCAGCCACAGGCUGCAGCGCCGAUCCAGCCUGGAUCCAUCACGUACACGACGACGGUGGGCGCGAACGGGCAGGUCGUCUACCACCCCUUCAAAGCCGUUGCAGCAAGCUAUCAGACACCGCAGGGUAUCGUCAGUGGCAUUCAAUGGGUCCCGGCGGAAGCGACGCAGGUCGUCCCUGCUGGGGCGAUCCCCGCGAACGCGGACUUCAUGGCCUCCUUCAACCGCGGCCAAGUCCAGCCUGAUGGUGGUGCCAUGAGAGACUGGCAACGCGACGAAGAGCGCAGACGCAGGAAAGAAGACAGGCGCGACCGCGACCGCGAUCGUGAGGAGCGCGAGCUCCGACGCGCGCGCGACAAGGACGGCCGCAUCGAGCGCGACCGCAGCCGGAGCCGCCGUCCGAGUCUCAGCGGCGGGUACAGCGGCGCGUACCCCACGCCCGGCUAUGGUGCUGCCGGCGACCUCGACCGGCGCUUCCAAGACCUCGAGCUGGAUCGCGUGCGCGACCGUGAGCGCGAGUACGAGACGGAGCGCAGAAACGGCGCCGGGACGCGCUCCAGGCGCGGGUCGUUCUAUGGUGGGGACCGUGCGCCGGCGGGCUACCAGGCCGCCCCUGGUGGUCCUGCGUAUCCAUCCCCACCCGGCGCGUAUCCUUCGCCUGCCGCUACUGGCUACACCGGCAGCCCAGCCGCCACGUACGGCCAGCCUGGCUACUCUGGUCAGUACGGCAGGUCGAACACCUACCCUCCUCCCUCUCCUCGUCCCGGUGAUGCUAUCCCACGUCCCGUAUCUCCCUACUCAGCAGGCCCCGUGCCCCGCCCCGUAUCGCCUUACCUACCUGGCGCGCUCCCUCGCCCGGUCUCCCCGUACCAGAACCCUGCGGGGAUCGGGCGCCCCGUAUCGCCCUACCAGCCCGGCGGCAUGCAACGCGCCGCCUCCCCGCGCCCCGGCAUGGACGUCUACCCCCGGGGCCAUGUCAUGGAAGGCCAGCCCCUCCGUCGGGGAGGCUCUCGCGCCCCCAGUCCCGCCCCCGGCGCGUAUGGCGUCGCCCCGCCCACCUCGAGCUAUCCAGGCAUGGCGGCCUCCGUGUACGGCGCCGCUGGCGGCGCUGGCUAUGGCGCGCAAGCUGGAGGAUACGGCACGCAGCCCGGACCGUACGGCGGGCCCGCGUCUCCGCGCAUGCCGCUAAUGCCUGGUGAGCAGGCCCAGCAGAUGCUCUCUGCGCCGGAGGGCUUCUCGCGCCCGCCGAACUUGGCGCAGCCGUAUACCCACUUUGAGAUGAUGAAGAUUCAAGAGAUGGAUGAUUUCCUGGAGGUAGUACCCCGCAUGCCGCUCGUGCUGGUGCCGCAUGAUGUUUACCAUGAAGAUUGGAUUCGGUUCAUGAAUGAUCUUGCUAUGGCUUGGUCCGGACGUCUGCCUGUGCCCGAGUACUCUCCUGAUGGCAGGCCGCCAAAGAGGGCUACUCUGACGGCAGACCUCAUCGACCUCUGGAACGCCUCGUUCUUCGGCCGCCGCGGGGUCGAAGUCGUACUGUAUAAGGGUCGUGAGCGCCGUUCCGGGCGUGGGGCCGGGACCGUCGACCUGCACCUCCCUGGCUUCGAUACCUACGACCACGACUCCGACGAGUUCGACGACUCCGAUGACGACUCGGACGACUCGUCUGAUGACGAUCGCGACGACAGGUACAGAUACGGGAACACGUACGGAGGCGUCUACGGUCGCCAGGUUGAAGGGCAGAUGUCCGAACUGCGUGAGGCGAGACGCGUGAGGCGCGAGCGCAAGGCCGAGAAGAAAAUCAGGAAGAGGGAGAAGAAGAGACGGGCCAAGCUGCGGGAGCUCGAGAAGAAGUACUCGCUAUAUCUCACUUGCACCUCUCCACGGGAGGGUGGCCUGGGUCCGCAAAUGUAGGUUUUGGGAAGGUCUUGUUGUAUGCGUCGUGUCAAAGGGAGCAGUCCAGUCGUGUGUAUCAUGCAAUUGCUAUGUAUUUCGAGUUUGAAGCUGUCUCACUGCUCUCGCUAUCUGCUGGAGGAUACCAGGAUGAUG